AUGCUGGACACAACUCAGACAAAGAUGGACACACAUCAGACAAAUAUAGACACAGCACAGACAAAGCUGCACACACCUCAGACAAAGAUGAACCCGCCACAGACAAAAACACAGCACAGAAAAAAAAAAGAUGGACAUACCACAGACAAAGAUAAACCCACCACAGACAAAAUGGACACAACUCAGACAAAGAUGGACACACAUCAGACAAAGAUAGACACACCACAGACAAAGCUGGACACACCUCAGACAAAAUCGACACAUAUCAUACAAAACAAAGUUGGACACACCUCAGACAAAGCUGGACACACCUCAGACAAAGAUGGACACACCUCAGACAAAGUUGGACACACCUCAGACAAAGAUGGACACACCUCAGACAAAGAUGGACACACCUCAGACAAAAUCGACACAGCACAGACAAAGCUGGACACACCUCAGACAAAGAUGGACACACCUCAGACAAAGCUGGACACACCACAGACUAAGCUGGACAGCGCAGACAAAGCUAGACACACCUCUGACAAAAUCGACACAUAUCAGACAAAGUACAAAAACAAGUACAAACCGGAUGAUCACCACGUGAUUAAAGACAGCUCACAACACGAGGAUAAAUAG
Messenger RNA from Physella acuta, 618 nucleotides. RefSeq lists its product as uncharacterized. The record is from RefSeq and is a predicted model, not a curated record. Lineage: Eukaryota; Metazoa; Mollusca; Gastropoda; Physidae.